Messenger RNA from Triticum turgidum subsp. durum (durum wheat), 1320 nucleotides. The record is from the annotation of a GenBank genome assembly. NCBI's taxonomy places the organism in Eukaryota, Viridiplantae, Streptophyta, Magnoliopsida, Poales, Poaceae.
AUGAUGGGUGCGGUUAUGGAGAGAUCCAACAACAAAAGAACCAUGGCGGCCGAUCCGAUCAGUCGAGACGACCCCUUGGCCAAGAAGAAGAAGGUGGUGGAUCUGGGGAGCGACAGCGACGAGGACUUGCCCAAUCCGUCACAGUGGGCGGGGGUUAACCCUGAUUCCUUCAGCGAUGACUACUUGGCCAAGAUGGAAAAGGCCAGACUCGACGAAGAAUCAGCUCCCCGCCCUGUGAAAAUUGCCACGCUCAACUACUACAAACCUGCCACCAGGUUUCACACCAUCGAGCUUUUCCCCGUCCGUCGAUCCGGAAGCAAGGCCGUGCUCCUCGCUGCGAAAUUUCUUCUAGGGAUUUCAUCCCCUCUCGAUGGUGAACCGCUCAGACGGUGCUCUGGCUUCUGGGUCGAUUGGGAUGAGGAGAAGAAAACUGGCCUUGUUUUGACAACUGCGCGGCUGAUUCGCAUAAAGGAUGCUCCUUACAGUGUCUGGUCAGGCGGUGAAGAGUAUGCUACAGAUGCUGAUGUCACUGUUCAUUUGCUAAAUGGCACCAGUGCAAAGGGCCAGCUGGUCUAUCUCCAGCCCCACUACGAUCUCGCUUUCCUGAGUGUUCAGAUGGAUCAACCAAUCAACUUACCAUCUUUGAAUGAAAAAGAUGUAGAAUUUGCUCAAGAGGUUUUUCGGCUCGGAAGAGACAAUUCCUUAAAUCUAAGGAUAACAUAUGCCAGGGCAGAAUAUUUGAAUCCAACCAUGUUUGAGCGGCACCACAAUGUAUACCUCCGUUCUCCAGAUGGCCAUGGUGAUGAUAAUGAGUUUGACUAUGGGGGGCCAGUUAUUGACCUGUGUGGAGAAGUUGUCGGAAUGGUCAACGACCCUAAGAGAUUUGGGUCUUUUAUACCUUCUUCCAUUUUGCUCAAUUGUUUGGAUUCAUGGAAGAAAUAUCAGCACAUCGCCCGGCCUCAUCUUGGAAUGAUGUUUAAGGACAUCAAACUUCUAGAACCUGCUCAUGUUGACAUGUUAUGGCGUAAGUUUAACAUUGAUGAUGGUCUUAUUGUUGAAGAGGUGUCGGGAGGAUCUCCUGCUGAGAAAUUUGGAAUCCAAAAAGGUGAUAUUAUUGAAUCUUUCAGUGGAAAGCCUGUUUCUUCCACAAUUGAGCUGGAAAAUACACUGAUGAGCAUAUACAAGGGAACCUUAGAUGCUGAAGUUCAUAUUUCUGUUGGGGUGUUUCACACACUCGAAGAACAACGGAGCACUGUAGACUUAACUGCAAAAUUAUCAGAACUUGGAGAGGUUAUUAAAAGAGGUCCUACAGACUCUUGA